CCUCCACGCGAUCGCCAAGUAAGCGACAAAUGCAGCCUUAGCUCGUCUGUCCCCUCGAUUUUAUAACAAAAAAAAUCACGAAACAAUUAAAUUAAACUCAUUAAGGCGCUCGCGAACGCGCGGCCAUGGCUUCGAACCUCCCGCCGGGCGACCCCAAGCUGGUGUCCAACAUCGUGGGUCACCUCAAGUCGCAGGGAAUGUUCGAUCAGUUCCGUCGCGACUGCUUGGCCGACAUUGACACGAAGUCUACGUAUCAAAAUUUGCGGCAAAGGUUGGAAAAUUUUGUUUCAAACCACCUGGCGGGUAUCAAAUGGAGUCCUUCUUUAAACAAAAGUCAACUGAGAAACAGCCUUCGUCAAACGAUUCUCCAAUCAACCAUCCUAAAGGCCGCCUGUGUGGACCGGAUUGUGCAGCAGGUGGUGAAUUCUAAGAUCAAUGAGACAUUUCGACCACAGGUGGAGAGUGCUGUGCUUGAGUUUAUUGGUGGCAGAGUUCCUUCGGGUCCAAAAGGAAAGACAGGGCAACCCUCGAAUGGCCCAGGCGACUUGGAUAAACCGCAGGAAGUGCCACAGUCCAUCACAGAUGUACCAACCUCCACUCCAAGCAUCAGUUUGGCCAGCGAUGCACAGUCAAUCCUUGACUCUAUUACAUCCAUGAGCAGCACCAGCUCAAGCAGCUCCAAGCACCCAGCUGCAACUUCAACCGCCACUGCCACCACAACGGUAUCGUCUCCCACCUACAAACAACAGCCGGACACCAGCAAAGGAGCCUUGCCAGAAAAGAACAACUCUCAGUCGCCAGUCACGUCUGAUGUGUCCAGUCCCCUGCCAGAAAGUAGCAAGGCAGAUGUUAUAGAAAAUCCGACCAAUCCAAUGACGCCGGAUGAAUUGAUGCAUUCAAAAAUUAUUGACGAACUGAUGAAGGAUGGUAUGUGUGAUCUGCCUGUUUCGUUGCUACUGCAGCCGUCGGCAUCGAGUAAACAGUCUCACAGCAGCAAGGCUGAGAAGCAGGCUGUGUCGUCGCUCCCCAGUGCUGCGCCUCUAAAACCCAGCGCAGAUCCUCUGAAAACAGCGGCGUCUGAAAAGGCAUCGGAUCAACUACAAGCAAGCACCAGUGUGUCUACGCCUACGAAAGCCUUUGCUGAAAGCAGCAAAGGAAGUUGCUCCACGGUCAGGGCCAGUAGGAGGGCAGAAUCGGCGGACAGCAGCAAACUUAUGCGUUCAGUGUCCCCCGCACCUCCUCUGCUCGUAAAGGAGCACCACCUUUUUGCCGAAGAUGGCAAGGACGGCGCAACGGAGGAGAUCGUGGACGUGAAACCGAAAGAUAUACCACCCACGCUGCAGAGGUGUGUGUCAUCCGAGCUGAGUAGAGAUGCAAAGAAGAGCAAGAAGCUUGCUGACAGAAGCCCCAGUAUGGUUCGGAAGGAAUCCAAAGACGAGAGGAUGGAUCGAAAGGCAUCUGUGAAGAAAGAAGACAAGAAAGUGGAAAAAUCGCAUUUCAAAAAAGAUGAUGCUGGGAAGAAGGCGGCAGGCGUGUUUGAGGAUUCUAAAUUAAAAGCGGAGAAGUCGGAUGCAAGCAGUGAUGAUAAAUCGGACUCUCGCAAAGACAUUUCAGCAAUCAAAGCAUUGGCAAAGGAUAAUCUUAAAAAAGAGUACUCGCUGCAAGACUCGGACCUGGAGCAGCUGAGCGACAUCUCUGUGAGCUCCGUGCACACCAGUGACUUGUCUUCCUUUGACAGCGAGGACAGCGAUGCCGGCCAAAACAAAGAGUCCCAGGCAAAUGAAGAAGACGUCAAGGACAAACAAGAGGACAAGAAGGCGAUCCAGGUGAAGGCUUCCCGCACUUCCUACGUGCGCAAGCCCUUCCUCUACUCCAGAUAUUACAGCGACUCGGACGACGAGAACACCGUGGAGCAGUGUCGGCAGAAGAUCGCCAAGGAUAAGGAAGAACGGCUAAAGAAGAGACAACGUAACCGCGAGAGGCUGGAGGAGAAGCGCAAAAAGACCGUAACGGACAAAGAAAAGCUGAAACAGAAAAAGCCAGAUGAUGCAUCCUUAAAUGCCAAGCCGCAGGGGGAGCCUCAGAACACGGGCACAAUGAAGGAGACCCUUAAGGAGCUGAAGGCCCUGGAAAAGAAAAUGGCUCUAAAAAUCCACAAUGAAGGGAAAAAAAGGACCAAAUCCAAGGAGCCGUCUGUGCUGCCACCAGAUACACAUAAAAGAAAGCGUGAAAACUCAGAGCAAAGUGAAGAGCAGAGGAGUGCUAAGAAGAGUCGGAAUGAAGACUCUGACGGCAAGAAAGAGAGUCACAGUGAGCAGGUGAAGCACAAGGACAGGGACUUCAGGAAAUCCCUCGAUUUCAAGGACCGUAAGCGCUCCAUCAGUGUGUCCUCUACAACCUCUCGCUCUCCAUCCGUGGAAGAUAAAGGAGAUUUCCCUCAAAGGAGAACAGAGAAGUUGCACUCCAGAAGCAGGGAGAGGACUGCCGAGGACGGUUCCGGCAGGGAAGCUGGAAAAACGUCAAAAGACUCCGAAGGGUCGGCUAAACAUGAAAAGAUGGCCAGGAGGCCGAGUGAAAAAGAGCAGAAGUCUCUGAAGCCGACUAAGAAGGACAGUGAAGGCACUCAGAGGUCUGAUGGUCGGGAGAAAAAGACUCCUUCUAGCGGAAGCAAGUUAAUGCCAAAGCUGAAAUCUUCCGGAGAUGGAAAGCCCUCGGUGUCCGAUAAAGCGAAGAAAUUGUCCAGGGGGGAGCAUUCCCAUGGCACAAACCGCCCUUCGCUGAAGACAAAAGACAAACAAAGCAGUUCCAGAGUCCUGGAGAAGAGUGGCGAGCCUGCUCCAAUUAAAAGCAAAGAUGGCAAGGCGGAUGGUGGUCGGGGAAGUGAGAGGGAAGAGAAAUCCGCUACAGUCAGCAGGAGGCCGUCGAGCAAAGGUGUCCCACCGAGCGUUUCUAGCACAAGGACGUCUUCACCAACGGUCGACAAGGCAGGUCGGGUAGAAAAGAAGAAGUAUCACGGCACGCAGCGGGCAUCCUCGAGCCCCUCUGAUCAACAGCGCUCGGAGAACAGAGAGCGAAGCGCUGCGCACAAAUCCAACACUUCUUCUGGCACCCGCAAAGGCUCUUCAAGUGGUCUGCCAAAACCACACAAAGGCCAAGCUUCAGCGCAUACGGCGAAACCAACUGAGUCAUCAAAGCCAUCGUUGCCCGCCGCAGUGGAGGUGGACAAACGAGGUACUGCAAAAUCCAAAGAGAAUCUACCGACGAGUGAUGGCACUGGUGCUGUGUCUGAAGUAGUGGCCAAUGGCAGCAAGAGCAAAGGUAAAGCGCCUGUUGCUACAGAGACCUCACCAGAGAGUGCCACUCCCACUUUGGUCAUCAGCCCUGAAACGAAUGUUGAACCAGAAAGAGUGUGUGCGCUGGAAGGCGUUGGAAAGCCGCAUGCCCCAGAUGACGCUAUAAGCGCAGGGAAUUCUGAGCAUGCUGCACCAGAGGAUGACUCCAACAAACUGGCGAUCACCAGCGUGGCUAAAGAACAGUCGCGACGACCUGCAAUGGCAUCGCCGGCAAGGGAAGCAGGCAUUGGGCCCUGUGCAGAUACGGACGCGGUGGAACUUGAGACCAUGAAAGCACAGGAAGAGAGUUUGAACUCCAUGGAGCCAAACACAGAUGUCUCUCCUCUCAAUGGGCCUCCAAAGCCCGACGAGCAAAAUAAGGCUUUAAAUGCAGAUAGCACCACUGAGAAAACUGUUGCGACAUUGCCUUCAACUGACCAGGCUCUGCAAAUAAUUGAGAGUGUAAAUACAACAGCUUCCAGCACACCCACUGAUGGAACUGGCGACAGUACAGCAGCAGCAGAGGCUGAACGUUCAAUGGAUAAAAUUGGUGUCACUGCUUUAGAUAACGCCAAUGUUACCGCUACUGUAACAGAUAGCGUUGAAAUUAUUGGCAGGAUUGACAGUGCUCCUGAUACCAGUGCAACAGGUGGUGGUGGUGGUGGUGGAAUGGAAACUGCCAAUGUUGCUGAUGGAGCAGAUGCUGCUGAUGUUGUGGGUGCAGUAGCUCAUGCCAGUGUUACUUGUGCUGCAGCAUCUUGUGUUCCUACUGAAGGCCUUCCAAGCAGCAGCCCUGUCAAUGAAACGAAUGGAAAGAGGUUGAAAACCCCAGAAACACUUGCUACAUCAACAACUCAAGGCAUUGGCAUUUCAAGCCCCAAAGACCAAGCCUCAACUCCAGCCAUAACUCAAAGCCCUGUGGCACUCACAGAAUCCUGCACACCCACUCUGGGCUCUGAGGCCCCAUCACAAGGCGAAAAUGAAAAGAAAAAUGAAAAGACCCUUGUUGAGACUGAAGGCAGAAUUGAGCAGGUGGAGGCUGCUGUGGAGGCUGUACACAUUGACUCUGCAGAAGCUAAAACUGAAGGACUAAAAGAUGCUGAUCAAGUGGAAAGUCGCGUCAGAGACGGCAUGCCGCCGUCACAUGAUGAUGGCAGCCACAAGGAAGCCGAGGGGAUGGACAUCAAAGACCAAACUGGGGCAGAUAUAUUGGAAGCAAUUUCCAGCCCCACAUCCAGCUCCGAAAGUGAAAGAGAUACAAAGGCGGUGAAGCCGCUGGAAGAUGGGAGCGAAGGUGCGGCAAGCGAGAAGAGCGCAAAAAAGAGAGGCGCGCGCAAGCGAGACGGCUCCCCCACCCCUCCGCCCGGCAAGAGACGGAGAGUACAGUCAGACAAAUCGGAGGCUGAGAGUAAAGAAACCACAGAUUCUUCUGAAGCAGAAAAUUCCUCAAAUUCCGAAGAGAAAAUGCAGCGACCCAGCACACGCCGCAGCACGCGGCACGAGAAGCAGGAGAAGGGCAAGGAGCCCCCGCUGGCCCACCGAACGCGGCGGAAACAAGCAAAGUCCUCGACUGAGUCUGACUCUGGCCGUCAGACAAGGCGGGCGUCCGGCCAUCUGGCUGCCGAGGCCGCGCGCCAAACACGGAAAAAGACGGGUGGCCCAGUGUCUCCGAACCGCGAGGACAAGCGGACGCGGCAGGGAAAGGUUCAAGCAGUGCAGUCAAAACCACGUGGACGCCAGGCAAAACAAGUGGCCAAAGAGAUGGCGUCGCCGCAGCAUGAUGCUCGGCAGAAAGCCAGGCAAACUCGCGCGUCUGCCGGUCUCCAACCCUCGGAGUGCGAAUCUCCGUCGGCCGACACUACAAAGCAGAGCAAGAGAGGACGCAAAUCGUCGGGCUUUAAAAGCCCUGAGCUGCCCCGGCGGACGCAGCAGAUGCAGUCGGCAGUUUCUGCUGCACAAGCUUCGGCGGAGGAAGCACCGUCCUCAAAAGGGCCUGCAGAUCCUGAGCCCGAGUUGUCUUCGCAGAAAAAAGAGAGCGAAACGGGGGAGCCGGAAAAUACCUUGGCCGUGCCUGGCGAGCCUGUAAGCGACACUGAUCACAAAGGGGAGACGGCUGCUGACGUGUCUGGAAUUUCGAAAACGACUGUCAAUGAUCCUUCCACCUUACGGUCCCUGGAGUGUUUGCAGCCAUGCCCUGAAUCUUCAUUGGAUGCUUCAAAUGAGACAAAUUACUCUUCCGUGGAAAAACAAGGCUGUGAAGAGAUUCCCAGUGUAAAGGAGGGGUUACUUCAAAGUGAUGGCAAACAGCAAGCACACGAUUCCGAGUCCCAACCAGAAGCUGAAUCUCCCGCAGCACAUGAACCACAAGUGGUAACACUAGUUGAUACAACAAGGACUGUUGAGCCUUGUGAUUCUGCAAGUGCAGAGGAAAGCAGGCAGGAAAAUGAGCAACAGCCUCCUCAAAUGGAAGAAAUGGAUACUGCUCAACAGAAAUCCAGUUUAGAUAAAAAUGAGCCACAUUUACAAAAGCCAGGCACACAGGAAGCAGAAAAAGAGGUGGAAAAUCUCGAAGCGAAAUUUGAAAAGCAACUCGAGGCUGAGAGUCUGGCUGCGAAUUCGGAUCUUGAGCAGCCAGAAAGCGAACAUGAAACGGACUCGAAAACGUCUGACGGCGCAGAGGAGAAGAAGUCAUCGGGCAGCAAAGGCGCCCCGCCACAGCGCAUGCAGCUCAGAAGACUGUCGUCGGCUAAACAGGCGAAGGACGGUGCCGACGCCUCCCCGCAGAGCCGGCAGACUCGUGCCACGGCAAGCGUGGCGUCUGAGGCAGCGCAGCCAGCGCGGCAGGCCAGGCUGUCGGCUGCGGCAGCGGCCGCGGCGGAGGUGAAGGCUCUUGGCCGACAAACCCGCUCGGCGGCAGUCAACGCCGGUGACGUCGCUCAGCAGCAGCAAGCGAAAGCGACGCGGUCAUUGCAAGCCACUUCCGGCAAUGACAAACCCGUGUCGUCGGGAGGAGCUGGAAGAGGCCGCAGGCAGCCCACGGCCCCGGCACCCGAGACGCGGGGCAGCAGCAAGCGGGCGGCACCGCCACAGUCACCAGAGCCCACGCGCAGGAAGGCCCGUGGUGCCGAGCCUCCGGCCAAGAGAGGCCGCAGAUAACCGCCGAGCAGCAGAUGCACGCCAGCAGUGUUCGUUUUGUGUCACGACAUUACCACCGGAAAUAUUUUUCGCUAAUUUGCAUUUUCUAUUUUAUUUAUCAGUGAUGACUACGAGUGGACGAAAAUCGUCAGUCAUGACGGUGGAUGCGACUACCCAACAAGGGCUAAAGCGUGACUGACAAUGACGAGACGACAUUAACUAGUCUGAAUGAAGACGCACAUUAAGGUAAUGUGGUUAUUAGAGACUGGAGUGCACCGAGCAAGACCAACAAUUGUAAUUCAUAUAAAUGAGUUCGCUGAUUGACUGACAAUAAUCGGAGGGGAGAAUUUCACUCUCCCACGCCAGCAUUUAAUAACUCGUGGUGGACGACAUUUUAACUGCAAAAGUCGACGAGGCUAAUUAUUACUUCAAUUAAAUCUUCAGACCAACAUUCUACACCUUGUUGACUAGAUAAAGUCUCCCACUAAAAUUAAAGAUGCUGACUGAACGCUGUACGCCACCAGUAACCUUCACGCUGCGACACGACCUCAUUAGCAUUCACAAACCACGCGCGCCCCAUCAUCGUCAGCAACAGCGGCAGCAGCCCGUGUUAUGUGGUUGAUGCAUGGGCAUGCCACGAUUCACCGAUUUAAAUAGAUUAUUACGCUUAAGAUACGUGAAUCGAAUCGCGAAUGUAAAAAUGUAUGAUUUGUAAAUAGUUGUAUGUUAUUGUUUUUUUUUGUGCAGCAGCUAAGUUUUUACAUGCAUUGCACUGGUAAGACAUAAAAUUGCUUGAAACUAAUCUGGACAAUGAAAUUGUGACAGCUUGUUGAAUUUCCAUCGGAAUGAAUCGGUACAUGCUCAUAUCCAUGGUAGUGCUGUUCCAGGUUGAUCAUCCUUAAUUCGAUAUUAAUCUUCAGAAUGUGUUUAUUCUGAGUGAUAUCAACGCUCAUGUUAGGCAAUUGUUAUUGUUGACUAGCUGCCGGCAGAUUAGUUGAUAAAUGGUCCAAUGAAGGAAUUAACUUAGCAAGUUUAUUAUUCUAUGCCAACAUUCAACUCUCAAAAGGGAAACAGCCUAUGGGUACAUUCUUUCCUUAUACUUGCCAUCUAGAAAAGUGCCUCCUUAAAAAAACAUUUGCCUAUAUUCAUCACACUAGAUUCGAAGCUUUCGCGACUGCAGGAAAUUACUCUGGUUCUUUCGGUAAAGUCGCGUAGAAAAUAAAAUCAACGUGGCUUCACCGAAAGAACCAAAGAGUAUAUUCAUCGCCACGAUUGAUUUCCCGAUAGCUGCACAAGUUAUAUUUGAAGACGGCUCUCAUUGACGAGUGAUCGCUGUAAUGCUUAAACAACAAUCAAAUCCUGUGCAGAUUUCUACACCAUCACACACCGAGUACAAAAGAUACAUUUCUAAUGAAAGAGUUAUUGGUAUAACUCCUUGACAGUUCAAAAAUACAUGUUUUUUAUUUUCAUACUUGUUUUGAGUCACUUGUCAAUAAAUUAUUACAUUAAUUCUUACUUUUUAAAAGCCUGUAAGCAUGUAAAUUACUUGUGCUUAUUAUGAGUUGUGAUUUUUCUUGCCAGUCAUUCACUUUUUUAACAAUGUAAAUAUAUUCAAAGUUCUUUCAGCGGCAUUUGAAGCCAUAAGCUAUAGGUUACAAUGAUCAUUUCAUAUGAUGGAAGCCACCUUCUCCAAAGGAUAACUACUUAACUUCCCAAUGAGUGGUAACCAUAUGAUUGUGCCCAACUUCGCAGCACUCUUUUAAAUUUCAGUCAUUUCAUGUAGUUUCAUGUCCACUCGCCAUGGUAACUAAUGAGCAAGUCUAAAUCGGUCAAUUAUAAGACGUUUAAGGAACACAUUUGUGAAGAAAAGUAAGUGGGUUUGGGCAGCACAUCGCACGAGGGGUUGAUAGCCGGUGGUAGUGACGAAAGGACGUCCACCUCGGAGAUGGAGCAAUGAAUUGGCUCUUUAUCAGUUGGAUGUUCCAUCUCGAGACCACGAGGGAUUGUGAUGGCUUGGGGAGGCUUCCAUGCAGCAGUGGAUAGAUAAUGAUUGAUGGACGCUGAUAGGGUGAUGUGAUCUCCAAAUGAGAAUUGAACUCCCAGCCCUUCAAUUGUGUCACUUUGUCUUUUGAAAUGUAUUACAAAAUAAAAUAUUGUGAGGUAUAUCCACCUCUACCUACAUGAAUUAGGGAAACGUAGCAUGUAUUUGUAUAUUUGGGAUUGGUAUUCAAGCUACAAAUAUGUUUUGCUGAAGGUGCUGUUAAGACUUGCCUGUAAGAGUGAAUAUAUUUACCAAAUAGAUGCAUAUUCGUGUGGACAUUUGUUAUUGGGACCACCGCUUUGGCUGGGCACGGAUAAAGUAUUCAAUAUUAAGUUUAGAUAAAAAUGCAUUGCACAUCAGCCAUACCAGUCAUUGAGGUAUCAGGACAUAUCCUACACACUGCUUUCACAUUCUCAUCUCUGGUGCAACACUGAUGUAACACGCCUGUGAUUGCCCUCUCAUCCAGAUUGUUUGAACAUUUCAUUGGUGCAUAUGGUGGCACUGUUUAUGGUAUUUGGUGGACAAAAACAUCUUAACUGCGUUGUUGGGAACAGUAAUAACACUGUUCUGCAUGCACUGACAUCAGAUAAAAGUGCCUCGUGCAAGAAUAACAAUGAAUGCCCCUUCAUGAGAGUGGAUUUCGGUGGAGUGUUAAAAAGCUAAGCAUAUGGUAUAUUCUGUAAAAAAAAAAAACUUGAGUAUUGUCACCAAUUAGUAAAGCGUUUUGCAGUCAUAAAUGUAAUUACACCUUUGUAAGGUCAAAAUUUACUAUGAUAUUCUUGCUGGCGACUUUAAUAAAGAGAUAGACAUUUUAAGGUUUCAACAUUUUGAGUCGCCUCUGCAAGUAUGAAGUCUGCUUAUAUAAACGGCUGCAUUGUGUCAAAGGCGUAUAAAAUAUUUUGUAAUUAAAAUGUAAACGCUGAAUCUCGUGCUAUUUAAGCAUUCACACUCGGUAUUGCUGUUAGAUGAACUUAAUUAUUUGGCUGGUACAGGUUUGUUUAUAUUUGUAAAAGAAUUCAGAUGUUUGUGAAUACUUUAAUUCCAUUUUUAUUACCACUUAAAUAUUUGAAAACAUUGUCAUUUCUUGAUAAAAUAAUUAAGCGUGUAUAAGCGUUAUGCAAUAAACUUUGCAGAUGUUUGUGCCAUUUAUAAUUAACUUGUAUAUUUGCUUUCUUGGUUGUCGCUCAGAUUAAUGUGCUUUGGCUGAAUGUAAGCAAUCCAUAUGCGUUCAGGUAGCUCACAUUAACUACCUGGGAGUUCGGUUUUUUUCUUUUCAGAUUUUACUCGUGUAUCACAAUGCUGUAAAUAAUACGCAUUGGCGUUGGAGCUUUUGUGUGCGUUUUUUUUACUUUGUGGGUGCAAAUGAGUGAAGCAUCUACGUGAAUUGUAGUGUAAAAUAAAAGAAGAAUACUAAA
This is a messenger RNA of Lethenteron reissneri (Far Eastern brook lamprey), 9923 nucleotides long. RefSeq names its product biorientation of chromosomes in cell division protein 1-like 1. NCBI's taxonomy places the organism in Eukaryota, Metazoa, Chordata, Hyperoartia, Petromyzontiformes, Petromyzontidae. The record is from RefSeq and is a predicted model, not a curated record.